Exophiala xenobiotica is the source of this 2916-nucleotide messenger RNA. RefSeq lists its product as uncharacterized. The transcript has 2 exons. Lineage: Eukaryota; Fungi; Ascomycota; Eurotiomycetes; Chaetothyriales; Herpotrichiellaceae. Bases 268 to 2697 code for a protein of 809 amino acids. Gene Ontology annotation, molecular function: DNA binding; zinc ion binding; DNA-binding transcription factor activity, RNA polymerase II-specific. Gene Ontology annotation, biological process: DNA-templated transcription; regulation of DNA-templated transcription. The record is from RefSeq and is a predicted model, not a curated record.
CGUGUCGUGCGUGCCUCCUGCAGAAUAUUCGACCCUCGUCAUGGUGGCUGUCCACCAGGAGUCCAGACCCGAGUCCAAAACUCUUCCCACCUUCAUCCACCUGUCUCUACCACUAGCAAGUCAUAGGUAGGAAGAUCCUGCAGCUCGAUCCCCAGCAGAAGGGAGAGUUCUCUUUAUGUUCGACGGUACUUGCCAUGUGCUAACCUUCGACUCCUCCAAUGCUCUUGCACAUCAUCCUCCGUAUCCAGCCAACGUUGUCCCUAUGCCAUGGAUACACCUCCUUUGAAGCGAAGAUCUCCUUCCCUUGACGGCCGCGGUCCGCCCUCGAAGAAAGUCAAGACUCUCGUCGAAGAGCCUGCACAAUACAGCGAUGCAGUGCGGAAAAAACUCGCGACCACCUCCCGUACGGGGCAGGCUUGUGACCGAUGUAAAGAGCGGAAAAUGAAAUGCGACACCGAUCCCAUAGCUUGUGGACCUUGUCGGCAAAAGAACAUGCGAUGCUUCACCACCGAUCGGGUCACUAAGCAGGCAAGAGAGAGAGGAGAAACGGAUCGUGCAGAGAACCAGUUGCUGUUCUUGAGGGAACAGUUGACUGCGUACCAACUGAGGUUCGGCCCUUUGCAACACCUAAUAGAGACCAACGGGCCUGUUCUGGCGACACCAAAAGAAUCAGUUGUCACGCCAGUGACAUGUCCCACAACGUCGAUCCCAGAUGCGCGCUACGUCGGUUGGCCUGCGCCUGAAAAUUCUGAGCCCCUCAGUUCAGGGCCUGUGAAGGGGACCGUGGUUGAUAUCAUGGAUGGCCAGAUAGACAUUGCAGAUUGGGAGUGUGAGAUGAUGAACGACUAUCCGCAAGAUCGCAUGAACAAGUUCAAUGUCUCAAGGACUUCGGUCAUUAAUACCAUCAGCGGCUACCAGCGAGUUGAGGAUCCAAAGCCGCCACCCAAGGAAGAGGCCUUACGCGAUGCCCAGCAUUUUCUGGUCAUCAUGUCGCAAUAUGUCCCGAUCGUCCAUCGGUCGAGCUUUACGGAUCUUGUCCACAGAUUUUACGACCUCCCGGGCUCGCUGUCAGCAGCCGAACGGGUUCAGGUCUUCAUGGUAUUUGCCAUCCUCGCGCAGCAAACGGCGGUAAGAAACCAUUUGCAUUCAGCGGAGAAGUUUGAGGACUCCCACCGGUACUUCCAUGUCGCCCUGGGCCAUUAUCGUGAGCUAUUUCACGAUCGGUCUAUUGCGUCCAUGCAAGCUAUGGCGUUGAUCAUUGUCCAUCUUCGCAAUCUGCCCAAACCUGGAAUAUCUUGGGUUUACAGCCACAAAGUCCUGGUCCGCGCCAUUGAGUUGGAAUACCACCGGGAUCCCGACAAAAUUCGGUUGCCUGAAGGUGAAAGCGAUCCACUCUCGAAAGAGCUUCGCAAGAGGAUAUUCCACUCGAUUCUCGGCGUCUGUGUGACAACAGGCUGCAGAGUCGGAUUACCUGCUCCAUGGCAAUUUCAGCACAUUGAUCUGCCUCUUCCCAAAGCAAUCAAAGACUCAGAGAUUUCCAAACAUAGCAUAGCGCCCCAGUUAUCAGGCUCGUGUGAUUUCUGGCCAUCUCUGCAAUUGGCGAAACUACUCCCUUUGCUGACUGAACUCCACAAUAAUAUCAUUUCAGUAAGGAAGCCAGCCGCAGAAUAUCUACAGACGGUCGAAGCACUGAAUACCAAGAUCAUGGCAUGGCGACAAGACUGGGAAGAGUCAAUCAAGUUCGAAGCCAAGCACAUAAAUCUUCAUGUGGCGACAUUGCUCAUGGAGACCUGGGCGGCUGAGUAUCAGUUGAACCUACACCAUCCGGUUUGCUGUACAAGUGAUGAUCCUGCCGUUCAAGAGCGACAUCUGGAAUCUUGCCACAAAGCCGCCAAGCGACUCCUACAGACCUUCCACACACUUUCAAGCAAGUAUAAGGGCGUGGAUUUCACCUGGCAUUCGACCCUGGCGUACGCGACUGGCUUUGGCAUCACAUUAUAUGUGUACAGAAGGAAAAAUAACCCGGUCACUGUCGAGCAAUUCGAGGCAAUGCGGAAUGAGCUGAAAGGCUGGAUAUCAUUGAUGGCGUAUGCUGAUCUCGUUCUAAAAACUGGCAACCACCUUCAGCGACAAUUUCAGCCUCGAGUUCAAUCCCUCGAAGAACAAUAUCGGCGACUGAUCAUCGACAGCAAGCCCUCAACCAUACAACUGCCCUUCAUCUCAGUCAAUGGCUCGGCAGCCUCUCAACCUCAUCACCACAAACAAGAGCCUCAGCCUCCUUUCCCUUAUCCAGACAGCCAACUACCACUAAGCCAAAAGAACAGCCUUCCGCACCCCACGUUCGUGCAGACGCAUACACCGUCGUCACAAAGCCAGCCUCCUCAACCGUGGUCACCGCCCUUCGCAUUCUUACCUCAGCCGCACACUCAAACCCAAGCUACUUCUCCUAUAUACCCAGGCUUCUCGCAGUCACCAAUUUCCGCUUUAUCAGCCGGUCCGGUCCAGACAGUCCCUACGUCAUUGGCGUCUCUGCUCAACGACUCGGGCAGCAUAUAUGUCAACUAUCCUACACCACCGCAGUCGCAAAAUGGCUUGAACGGAGACUCGUACAUGUCUUUCCAGCCCAACCAUUAUUUUGACGGACCUGGCCGGUUGACGUGGCCGCUUAUAUCGAUGCCUCCUGGGUCGCAGUCGUAAUGGUGAGCGGUCAAGGGCAAAAGCUAUAUCGGAUGUUGGAAACCCGCUAAUGAAAGACUUUGAACGAGACAGAUGAGUACUCGGAGGAAUUGUGAAUAGAUAAGAAUCAUAGUGGUGUAUCAUAGUACAUAAUCAACCAGCUACAUAUGGCAGACGAGAUCCGUGCCUACUAAUAGUCUACAUAACUCAUAGCACGUCGCACACGUAAUCUGACAGGCA